Molecule: messenger RNA, 339 nt
Organism: Caenorhabditis remanei
Lineage: Eukaryota; Metazoa; Nematoda; Chromadorea; Rhabditida; Rhabditidae
Exons: 3
Coding region: 1-339 (112 amino acids)
Source: RefSeq, a predicted model, not a curated record
AUGUCAGUUCAAUUUCUUCUCCUUUCGUCACGUCUGGUUGAAGGAACAGCUCACGAGCUCGUUUGUAUGGCCAAUCUUCUGGUGGAGGAUAUUUCUGAAAACUUCAGCACGUCGUUCCGACCGUUUUUCGAGCUCACCGCUCUUCAUAUCUGGCGGUUUCCCGUCGAAGACGUAAACCGGUUUGAUUCCAUUGUCAAUCAUUCGAAUAGUACGAUAAGAUUGAUGUCAGUAUUCGUCGCCGUCCAUAUUAUCGUCACUCCCACCGUCGCCAUAACCUUCUCCAUUGUCGAAGUAGUUGGAAAUGUAAUCGUUGUCUUCUUCCUGGUUAUCGUCGUCUGA